This is a messenger RNA of Choloepus didactylus (southern two-toed sloth), 2302 nucleotides long. RefSeq names its product homeobox A1 (gene HOXA1). Lineage: Eukaryota; Metazoa; Chordata; Mammalia; Pilosa; Megalonychidae. Gene Ontology annotation, biological process: regulation of transcription by RNA polymerase II. Gene Ontology annotation, cellular component: nucleus. Gene Ontology annotation, molecular function: RNA polymerase II cis-regulatory region sequence-specific DNA binding; DNA-binding transcription factor activity, RNA polymerase II-specific. Bases 48 to 1049 code for a protein of 333 amino acids. The record is from RefSeq and is a predicted model, not a curated record. The transcript has 2 exons.
UGGCACAGUCACCCAGGGCUUCGCAGGACCCAGUCACUGAGUGACAGAUGGACAAUGCAAGAAUGAGCUCCUUCCUGGAAUACCCCAUUCUCAGCGGAGGCGACUCGGGGACCUGCUCAGCGCGAGCCUACUCCUCAGACCAUGGGAUUACAACUUUCCAAUCGUGCGCAGUCAGUGCCAACAGCUGCGGCGGCGACGACCGCUUCCUAGUCGGCAGGGGUGUACAAAUCAGCCCUCCCCCCCACCAUCACCAUCAGCAUCACCACUCCCAGCCAGCCACCUACCAGACUCCUGGGAACCUGGGGGUGUCCUACUCCCACUCGAGUUGUGGCCCAAGCUAUGGCGCUCAGAACUUCGGCGCGCCUUACAAUCCCUACGCGUUAAAUCAGGAAGCAGACGUAAGUGGUGGGUACCCCCCAUGCGCUCCCGCUGUUUAUUCUGGAAAUCUCUCAUCUCCCAUGGUCCAGCAUCACCACCACCACCAGGGUUAUGCCGGGCGCACUGUGGGCUCGUCUCAGUACAUUCAUCACUCAUAUGGACAAGAGCAUCAGAACCUGGCCCUGGCCACGUAUAAUAACUCCUUGUCCCCUCUCCACGCCAGCCAAGAAGCCUGUCGCUCCCCUGCGUCGGAGACAUCUUCUCCAGCGCAGACCUUUGACUGGAUGAAAGUCAAAAGAAACCCUCCCAAAACAGGGAAAGUUGGAGAAUACGGCUACGUGGCUCAACCCAAUGCGGUGCGUACCAACUUCACUACCAAGCAGCUGACGGAGCUGGAGAAGGAGUUUCACUUCAACAAAUAUCUGACGCGUGCCCGCAGGGUGGAGAUCGCCGCGUCCCUGCAGCUCAACGAGACUCAGGUGAAGAUCUGGUUCCAGAACCGCCGAAUGAAGCAGAAGAAACGAGAGAAGGAAGGGCUCUUGCCCAUCUCUCCGGCUACCCCGCCGGGAAGCGAUGAGAAGGCUGAGGAAUCUUCGGAGAAGUCCAGCUCCUCGCCCUGCGUUCCCUCCCCGGGUUCUUCUACCUCAGACACUCUGACUACCUCUCACUGAGGCCGCAGCCCCUGCCCAAAACUCCACAGUCCAGUCUUCUCGGACUGGGACUUCUUACCCAAAGCACAUUCUUAGCUUAUCUUCCUUUCCAUUUACAGUCUCUUUCUUCCUUUCUUAUCGUAUCUGGGAGCACCUGGCCAGGUUAAUGUGUUUCCAGAGAAUUCUGGACCAGAUACUUGGUGGGAGGUUUACUCCUUAAUUCAGAUUGGGUGCCAGCAUCAAUUUUCUGAUGGGCCCUAAAGCCCCUCUGGGCCUUUAAGGAUAUUUCCAGAACUAAGUAUUCCUUUCAGAUGUCCUUUGGAAAAUAGUCCCCUAUACAAGCAGAAACAUGCCAUAGGGAGGCCUUUCAUCUUUCAUCUAUGUGUAUCUUUACAGUUGUCCCUUACCCUGACCUUAAAAGUAGGAUAGUGAGAAGAAAGAGUCCAGGAGGUCAUGAAGAAUAGAUGCACUAUGGAAUGUGUUUACACAAUUCAUUCAUCCCUUAACUUAAUUCAGUUUCAUGUGUGUGAGUUAGCUGGUUGUAAAUAUUUUGUCUGAGAGAUUUAUCUUUAUACAGAUUUUCUAGAGUUUACGUGACUCAAACAGGGUGGACAAACUCUCAAGGCUGGUACAAUUUUAUAUGUGACUAUAGGUGAAAGAAUAAAUUCCCUCACUGAAACCCAAUCAGAUGCCUCAGAAGGUAGCCUCAAUUUGUUUUUUCACUGAGUUAAGAAGGCAUGUAGAGCACAAGGUUCAGAAACCUGGCUUCCUGUAUUAAGUCUUUCCCUAUCCCUACCCCUUUCUUCUUGCUUCUCUAGUCACCUUCCAUUUAAAAUUUGUGGUGGAUUAUUCUGGACCUAAAGUUAUUUUUCAAACCAGCUUCUUCCUUCCACAGUUCUGUAGCUGGAUAUGAUGUAUUUUUGGCUCAAUUGUUAAUGUGAUGGAUGGCGCAAUGAAUGUAUAUUUUGUGUGAUUCGUGAAUAGUCUUUUGCAUGUCGCACAAUAUUUUGAUGUCCCUGAAGUACCACACUGAGUUCUAUCAGUUAUCCUCUGUGAACCUAUGAUUUUCCCAUUUUCUGUACAAUCACGAAUAGCUCUGAGAUCCUGGAGUGAUGUGAUCAAGAGCAGAGUUUACGGGUCUUAAGAUGUCUGUAAUAAAAUAUAUUCAAGUUUCAGGUAUGCUCAAGUAUCAGUGUAUUUGGCUGGGAUACAAUUUGUUGAUUCCUACAAAGUAUUCUCUUUUCAUUUGGGGAAGGGGAAAAAGAGUGGUGUGC